Molecule: messenger RNA, 1183 nt
Organism: Hippocampus zosterae (dwarf seahorse)
Lineage: Eukaryota; Metazoa; Chordata; Actinopteri; Syngnathiformes; Syngnathidae
Gene: antkmt
Product: adenine nucleotide translocase lysine methyltransferase
Exons: 6
Coding region: 190-873 (227 amino acids)
Biological process (GO): regulation of mitochondrial ATP synthesis coupled proton transport; peptidyl-lysine trimethylation; positive regulation of proton-transporting ATP synthase activity, rotational mechanism
Cellular component (GO): mitochondrion
Molecular function (GO): protein-lysine N-methyltransferase activity
Source: RefSeq, a predicted model, not a curated record
UUACACGCGGACUUGUCCACCCUCCUAAUGUGUCCGUACUAAGGGAGGUCAAUGGAGUUGAACUAUAAUGCGUUCUCUCAGUGUAAAUUUAGGAUGUUUUUAAAAAUAUUUUUCCAUCUGACAUGUUAACCUACGAGGGGGGAAACAUAAGCCCCAGACUGUCAGCCUUUUUGUCACAUAUAUUGAGAAAUGGAUGAUGAUGAUGCAUUUUCUGAGCUUAAGACAAGGGAACUCCGAUGUUGGGAUGUUGCCCAGAUUGCUGUUGGAACUGGUCUCGCCGUUUACGCCAUGUGGGUUGGAGUCCUCCAGCCAGGCUUCCGCAAAGUCCCAUUGAGGUUACAGGUACCGUACAUACCUGCCAGUCGUGCCCAAGUGCGCAAUGUCAUGGCAUUGCUCAGAGGUCGAAAGGGGGUUCUUGUGGAUUUAGGAUCUGGUGACGGUCGCAUUGUCUUGGAGGCGCACCGACAAGGCUUCACAUCUCCUGUUGGCUAUGAGCUCAACCCCUGGCUGAUUCGUUUGGCCCGCUUUCAUGCGUGGAGAGCAGGUCAACAUGGCAACGUGUCCUACCGAAGAGAAGAUUUAUGGAAGGUGGACUUGACAGAAUGCAAGAAUAUUACCGUGUUUUUAGCUCCUAGUGUGCUUUCGCUAUUGCAGAAGAAAAUGGAGGCCGAGCUUCCUGACGAUGCCUUGGUGGUCGCUGGGCGUUUCCCCAUCCCAGAUUGGACACCCUGCAGAACUGAGGGACAUGGUGUGGACAGAGCCUGGGCUUACAACAUGAAAGCGCAAAGACAGCUCACUCCAAAUAAAAUGAAGAAGUCUACUGAUGGGCACCUUGACAAGAUAUCGAAAGAAACACAAACACCACUUGAGUGAUCAUAGAAGGUUGCCCUCCAAAAGGACACACUAUGAAGGAUAUAUUCUAUGAUGUAAAUAUUGGUAUUUUAAAGAUUUUUAACUGUGUGAAUGCAUCGUGGGUAAAUCCACAUAACAUAAAUGAUAUCAUUGCAUUGCCCAGUUUGUGUAAAGUAAAAAUGUUUCAGUUAGUCUCUGGAAAAAAAAGGUUACCCUCAUUGUCUUGUACACAUCAAAUAAUGUAUCUUAUUCAGUAAAAAUGUUUCCCAAAAGAAGUGGGACUACUUAUUCUGUUAUUGUCAAAUUAUUGGUAAAGGUCCAAAUGACAUCA